Gadus morhua (Atlantic cod) is the source of this 3302-nucleotide messenger RNA. RefSeq names its product YY1 associated factor 2 (gene yaf2). The transcript has 4 exons. The record is from RefSeq and is a predicted model, not a curated record. Gene Ontology annotation, molecular function: transcription coregulator activity; DNA binding. Gene Ontology annotation, cellular component: nucleus. NCBI's taxonomy places the organism in Eukaryota, Metazoa, Chordata, Actinopteri, Gadiformes, Gadidae. Gene Ontology annotation, biological process: positive regulation of DNA-templated transcription. The coding region runs from base 270 to 926 and encodes 218 amino acids.
ACAUUGAGGUUGUGACAUCGUAACCGCUCUAACACAACGCACACGGCGGCGGCAUUGUGGUCGGGAUGUAUUCAUCAUCAAGAAGAAUGUCAGCUUCAGGAAACGGCUCGGCCUCUGAUUGGACGGGGGGGUGGGCCACGUGACCGGUUUUCCCAACCGGAGUUUCCACGACAGCUGGAAGCCGAGCGGGCACAGGCGCGUCGUCGGUUUCUUUGAAAAAUAACAAGGACUAUCCUCGUUUCAACACCUUCAAAUAAACCCCGUCUGGCAUGGGCGACAAGAGGAGUCCUACAAGGCCGAAGCGUCAACCGAAGCCCUCCUCAGACGAGGGGUACUGGGACUGUAGCGUGUGCACGUACAAGAACACGGCGGAGGCUUUUAAGUGCAUGAUGUGCGAUGUCAGGAAAGGCACGUCAACAAGGAAGCCUCGCCCGGUCUCCCAGCUGGUCUCCCAGCAGCAGGUAACGCAGCAGUUCGCCUCCCCCACGCAGCCCAAGAAGGAGAAGAAGGAGAGGGUCGAGCGAGAGAAGGGCGAGCGAGAGCCCGCGCCGCUCAAGAAGAACGGUCACAAGAAGAUGAGGCCGCGGUUAAAAAACAUCGACCGCAGCAGUGCGCAGCACCUGGAGGUGACCGUGGGCGACCUCACGGUCAUCAUCACCGACUUCAAGGAGAAGGCCCGCCCCUCGCCCCCCAACGCCUCCUCCACCCCCACCAGCGUCCCCGCCCCCACCAUCACCACCACCUCCUCCUCAUCCUCGUCCUCCUCCUCUUCGGCCGCAGCCGCUAACGCCGCCGCCGCCGCCGCGGGCGCCAUGGACCACCACAGCCACAACGGCUCGGGUUCGGAGAACACGGACCGGGGGGUGUCACGCUCCUCCUCCCCCCGCGGCGACGAGGGGGCCUCCGUCAACGGGGAGUCCCACUGAGGGCCGGGGCCGGGGGGGAGGAGGGGACGCCAUCUUUCUUUUCUGUCUUUCUUUCUUCCUUUGUUUCUUUCACCGCUCUCCCUCCUCUUCCCGUCGAGAAGACUGUACCUCGAUGACCCCCCCCCCCCCCCCCAACGCCCACCCUCUCCACCUCAUUACCGUAACCUCUCUAGCCUCAGACGCAGGCUCUUAAGUUCUGGGGAUCCCGGGGAGGACAUCUCUGACCCUAACCGUCGUCAACGGCGACGGCACACGACUCCAGAAACGGAUUCCACCUACGAAACUUUACUUUGUGCUCCUUUUCCUUCUCUUUUCCUAUCCCUCUGCCCCCUGACUCAACAGCGACUAGAACAUUUGGGAGAGCUAUCUCUUCCUUUGAGUGUCGGAUGAUGUUGAGGGCGACAGGGGCCGUCAGGCCUUUUGGGGCGGACCAGUCGGGGAAAAAACCUCCCAAUGCAAGCUUUCCUCGGACGUGCGACUGUUAUAAGGGGGGGGUGGGGGUCAGGACUAAUGGCAGAGGACAGCGCACCGCCCAGGUCGACGCCCCUUCUCACGGACAGCGUACUGUAACUCAUCUCCAUGAGUUACGGUUUAAAUCGGGACGUGACCAGAGAAUCGCGCCGCGGCCGUCGACGUAGAGCUGCCCUCGCUGACCGGACCUUUGUGGAAACCCCUCUUCUUUUUGCCGCCAGACCUCGCACGACCCCUCUCUUGAUUGUGUCCCCGAAUAUAUCCCCAAGAACGGGUUUAAUCUUCCCACACAAGCCCUUCCUCAAACCCCCCCACCCCCCAGAACCUUUACAGUCCCGAGUCUCCUUGUUCCCCCCCCCCCCCCCCCUUCUGCUCUGGAACCUGCAGGAACCUCCUCUACAAACUGCACAACGUGCCAUAGCGACACCAGCAUCGGUCGUCAGUACCCCCCCCCCACACACACAACCUGGACUUCAUUUAAAAACUAAAAAACAUGUCGUACUCGCUACCGACUUUCGUGAAAUUUAUUUGUGUGCAACUGGGGUACACUUGAGUGCUGUCAGGUCCACCUGUCCCUUCCCCGCCCCCCCCCCCCCCCCCCCCCUUCCCCCACACCCCAACCCCCCCGCAAAACAAAAGAAAUGGGACGAGCCGACAUUGACACAAAAAAAACAAAAUGGACGCCAGGCGGUGGAAACGCAUCCGAGCGCUCGUGCUGCAAAAGAACCCGCGGGGGUUUGGGCCGGCGCCGCCGCCGUCUAGCGCAAGACCAGUGCGACUGAAAGCCCACUGGUGCUGGCACACUUCUUCCCCCAGUGGACCCAGUGGGAUACGCCGGGCGGCGACGUGCUUGUACAACGGAGAGUUGCGACAAAAAAGAAAAGGAGAAAACUUUGGAUUUGUUCUCUUCCAAAAACUUCGCAAAAAACGGACCCUUCCGGACAAGCACAUUACGUAGCUGUAUAGAUGAAAUAGCUUGCAAUAUGACAGACUUCAGAAAACUGUUAAAGUACCACUUAAAUGAAAUGUUACGGUGGGCGGUCGGGGCGAGACAUUUUUUUUUUUUUUGGUUUGGAAUACACUACACUCUAUUGUAAAAAAAUAAAUAAAAAAAAUACAAAUAAGACUAAUAAAAAAAAAUAAAAAAAACAUACAUAUAUUACACUGCAACUCUAAAUCACACUGUCUAAAGGAUGGCUUUUGAAAUUGUAGAAUAAUUUGUUCCACAAAGUGUAUUUCUAUUGUAUUACAAUGUUUUAUCGUGGGUGUAUCAUGCAUUAAAACCAGUGUUAUCGUCGAAAUGUUCACUUAGUACAGGUCCUUACUGUCAGGGCAUGAUGACACAUUCCCUGGAAUAUAAACGUACGUACAUACGAGAGAAACGCUGCCUUGUACAUUUAGGAUGAUAUCAUUUGAUGUGUUCUUCUAAUAAAACUAAUAACCAGGUAUCGGCUGCGCCAUACUAGCUGGGACUAGUAGUGUGAGCUCAUGAGAAAUGUUUGAAAAUAUCAUUUGCCUCGAAAAUGAAAGACAUUUGUCAUUGUUCGGAAAAAGCAUUAUCAUUCAUUCUUGAGACAAGUAUGCGACAUUUCAUUUUUUUUAUUUUAUUAUUUGGUUUUUUGACAUGCUCUCCUCUUUCAACUUGUGUCGAUUUAAUUUAGUAGGCCUACAUGUCGAAAUAAGAGUGACUAAAGUUGUGUGUUUGCAUCUUUCGUUAGUCUGCUAUUGUUUUCUUUCUCACACAUGCACAGAUUCGGGGAGUUUUCGGAUCAUAUUGUCAUUGUCAUGUCAGCAUUGAUAAGAUGUAUCUGAAAUGCUUGAGUUUCAAGCUUCCUCAACAGCCCAAAACAAGGAACAGUGCAAACAAGUAAAUAAAAUUAAAAAUUUAAGAAUCUUAAAACAAAA